Molecule: messenger RNA, 1581 nt
Organism: Meloidogyne enterolobii
Lineage: Eukaryota; Metazoa; Nematoda; Chromadorea; Rhabditida; Meloidogynidae
Source: the annotation of a GenBank genome assembly
UUGCAAAAUAAAAUGGAAAAACAAUGGAAAUGUAACAUACCUAUCGGAAAUAUUUUUGAAAAUACAGUUAAUAGACAUCCCGAAAAGGAUUGUAUAGUAGAAGCUGAAAGUGGGAGAAAAAUUUCUUUUAAAGAAUUGGAUGAAUUGGCUAAUAAAUUUGGAAAUUAUUUCAAUGAGAAGUUAACAAUUGAUGAUAAUUCUUUAAAUAUUUCGUCUGAUACAAUUGGAAUUUUAUUAGAAAAUUGUAUAGAAUUUGUAGCUGUAUGGCUAGGUUUAAGCAAAAUUGGAGUAAUUACUAGCUGGAUUAACACACAAUUGAGAGGACAAUCGCUGUCUCAUUCAAUUAAUAUAGUUAAUUGUAAAGCGAUUAUUACUUCAGAAAUACAUGUUGGGGAUAUUCUUGCAUAUUUAUACACUAGCGGCACAACAGGACAACCCAAGGCUGUGAUUAUUAGACAUUAUCGUUACUAUUUUAUGGGUAUAGCCGGCCCUAUAGUUUUUGAUAUAAACUCGAAUGAUAUUUUAUAUAUAACUUUACCUAUGUAUCAUGGAAUGGCUGGAAUUGCUGGAGUUGGACAGAUGAUAGUUAAUGGCUGUACAAUUGUAAUACGUCAAAAAUUCUCUGCAUCCCAUUUUUGGAAUGAUUGUCAAAAAUUUAAUUGUACAAUAGCUAUUUAUAUUGGAGAAAUUUGUCGUUAUCUUAUCACACAACCAAAAAAUUCUAAGGUCGAUAAAAAUCACAAAAUAAGAAUGUUUUGUGGACUUGGACUACGUCCAACGAUUUGGGAAGAAUUUACAGAAAGAUUUGGAAUUGGAAAAAUAGCUGAAUUAUAUGGAGCAACAGAAGGAAAUGCAACUUGUGUAAAUAUAGACAAUAAAGUUGGGGUUAUUGGGUUUUUGCCAGUUUAUACUUAUUUUAUGAAAACAACGUCUAUUAGGAUUGUUAAGGUAGACCCAAUAUCACGUGAAUAUCUGAGAAGACCAAACGGUUUUUGCCAAAUUUGCAAACCUGGCGAGACUGGGGAAAUUGUUGGAAUGAUAAGAAAAGACAACCCAACACGUCGAUUUGAAGGUUAUCUAGACAGGCAGGAAACUGAUAAGAAAAUUAUAAAAAAUGUGGAGGUUGAAGGGGAUUGUGCUUUUGCCAGUGGGGAUUUAAUAUAUUGGGAUACUCAUGGAUAUUUGCAUUUUAAGGACCGUCUAGGCGAUACAUUUCGUUGUUGUGGAGAGAAUGUAAGCACAACAGAAGUAGAAAAUGUACUUCAAGGAAUUAAAGGAAUAGAAGAGCUGGCUGUAUAUGGAAUUGAAAUGAAUGGAAAGGAGGGUAAACAUGGAGUGUGUUCUAUAGUUUUGAAUAAAUUUGUGGAGGAUAAUCAAAUAAUUGACCAAAUUGGAAGGAAAUUUAAAGAAAAUUUGCCAGAAUAUGCAAUUCCAAAAUUUAUUAAAUAUUGUGAGGGGCUUGAAAAGACUGGCACAUUUAAACUUAGAAAAGGUGAAAUGAGAAGAAAUGAUUUAUUAAAUACAAGAAAUAAUUUGUUUGUUUGGAAUCGAAGUUUAAGAAAAUAUAUGGAAUUUAAUUAA